Molecule: messenger RNA, 4185 nt
Organism: Huiozyma naganishii CBS 8797
Lineage: Eukaryota; Fungi; Ascomycota; Saccharomycetes; Saccharomycetales; Saccharomycetaceae
Gene: SPP41
Product: Spp41p
Exons: 1
Coding region: 1-4185 (1394 amino acids)
Source: RefSeq, a predicted model, not a curated record
AUGUUUUGGUUGUUGAUGCUUGGUGUUGGAGGGGCCUGGUUCUGCAGUGUUGUGUACGCGCGCUGCCUGUGUGUGCUGGGAGUCAUGGCUGAGGAGACGGAUUUGAAUUUCAGUGAGCUGAUAGGGAACCUGCUCACGUCGCACAACGCGGGCGGGCCGCCCCGUGCGGAGCAGGAGCAGACUGGGGCCGUGGGGGACGCAGAGGGGGACGUCGAGGUGCCCGAUUUUGAUCAGGAUGGGCCCGCAGAUGACGAUUUGAUGGCCGUCGUGGCUAAUGCUGUGCAUGCUAUAGGGCAGGACGCGGGCGAGCAUGGUCACGUGGAUGCGGAUGCGGAUGCCGGUGCAGACGCUGAUGCAGAUGCAGAUGCAGACGAGGGCCACUGGGCACAUAUUAUACAGCAGGGCCUGCUAGAUGAGGAGCAACACAAUGACACAGCGGGGCAGGGCCAAGGGCAGGGACACGACACGCUCGACCAGGACGAUGAAAACUUGGGGAGAGCCAUUUUGGCAAGUCUGCAGGGGUUCAGCGAGCCUUCUGCUGCAGAAGUGGGGGCCUCAGCACCGGCCGCAGAGGAAAGUGCUUUUCAGCAGACGAAGAAGGCCGCGGCAAAGAAGAAGAAAAAGAAGGAUAAGACCGCUGCGGACAAGAAGAAGCAGAAGAAGAAGAAACACCAUCAUGACAAGACAACUGCUGAAAGCUACUCUUUCCCAUUUGGGGAGGGUGCUGCCCCCGAUGGGGAGGCUGGAGACACUGGGUCCAUUGAUAUGGAUACACAAGCUCUCGUAGAGGCCACAUUGAAGGCGUUCGAAAAACAGAUACUCGCCUCGGACGAACAAUCGAACAAAUCGGAUACAGCGGAGAGGAGAGCAACCGGUAAAACUCAGGAGUCCACUACGGAUAAAGCCCUCGAUUACGAUAUACCGACAUCGAUCUUCUACCCGCAACCGAAACGACCCACAGCAACAAAGAAGAGACAGAAGAAGAAGAAGGCCACGCGGAAGAGUGCAACUGUAGAUUCCGGCGCGAACACGAUACAACAGGAGGAUGAUUUCUCGAAAGUGCUCGCAGAUAUGGUCAACCAGGUCGUCCAUACCUCCGUCGAGGAGGACCAGCGCGGGAGAGACCUCGAAGAUGAGUUGAGCGACGAGGGAGACCACAUUGAACCACCGACAUGGAACGACAACUUCGUCCAGUUGGAGUCCGCCAACGCAGAACCUUUCGACUUAAACCAGAUCAUGCAGAACGCAAUGACUCUCGCGUUCCAGGACGAACACGCUGAGCAGGCAGAUGCAGAGGUCUCCCCGUCAGUACAACCACACGCCCCCAAACCGGCAAAGAAGAGGAAAGAACGGAACAAGAAACCAUUGUACCCGGGGAACGAGAAGUUCAACAAGGGACUUGGGAAGUUCACGCUGGCAGACCUGUCGUCGGGGGAGUCACCCUUCCCGACGAAUCUGAGCAGAACACCAUCUUUCACAACAAGGAGACAACACAGCAAGUUCAGCACCCUCAAGGACAGACAACUUAUUAUCAGAGAUAUUGACACUGCCAAACCAUCUUCUAAACACAAAACAAUGUCGAAGAAAACCUCUGCCAAACCUGAACUGACCAAUGAGGAGUAUUUCAGGAAAAAAUUUGCGCCCAUUGCCAACGAGGCAGCAAGCGUUGCUAGGAAACGGAGAAGGGAACAGAACAAAACGACACGUCUAAAGAUGAGGGAGGAGAAGGACAGAGAGCGCGAGGAGAAGAGGAGCAUGAAACUGCAGGAAAUUGAGAAAAGAGAGGAGGAACAGAAAGAAUUGAAGGCUAUUGUCGCUAAAGGUCCACCAUACCCUGCAGAUCUGAGACUGACGAAGAAGGGCAUCCCGAAAAAACCGUACAGGAGGUGGACGCCAGAAGAAAUGGCCCUCAGGGCACAGUUACCAAAAGAUGAGGCUGGUUUCCCCAUCAAAAUCUCAAAACAUGCAUCUAUGGACAGAACCAGGCCGAGAAAACCGGCAAUUUCUGUGCUCAAAAAGUUGCCCCUGUUCAAUUUUGUUAGCAAGAAUAUCACCUCGCGAGGGUCCGAACUCAAUGACAUUGAUGGCACUCUGUCGAACUUACCUCUACCUAGCGCUCCACUAAAAGAGUUGGCCCAUCAAUGCCAACAGUUAGGGUACUCUGAAAGGGAGGUUAUCACUGCAUUGAAGCAGAACAGCGCAAGACAAUUCAGCCCAUUUGUUAAAACCGUUCUGCAUAAGGAGAAAUUCCUUUUCCACCCACCAUGGAUUAUUCCACUACAUCCACCGCUCGCUUUACCAGUCGCCCGAAGAAGACCGAGACAAACGCAGAGGGAGGACACCCCAGCAUCUACUAAGACCACCGUUGGCAGCUCUUUUGUUGCCGCUACGAAGAAGCUGAUCCCAAUCAUCUUAAACCCAAUAAUUAAGACGUUGAAGGCCGCAGCGAGAAAGAAAAUCGCAAACGGUGCCUCGCCAGAAGAGGCGACAAGACAUCUGUUAACUAUCGUGAACUACACCAAGAAAUCCAUCAUCCAAACAAUCAUCAAUGCAAGACAAAAGGCGACUCAAGAACGCACUUCGAGAAUCAAAAGGGAGGGCAAAGUACCCUUACAGAUGAUCCAGUUGAAGACGCCAGAAUUGAACACACAUAGAGUACCUUUAUUCAACCUUGCCAAGUUACAAGAAAUUGCGGAAAAGGAGAAAAUCGCUGAAAGUGACGGGAGACCGACUCUAAAUAAGAUUAAAAUUGAAGGAACCGAUCCUCAUCGGUCUAUUCCAAAAAUAGCGGAACAAUCCGACCAACCCAAAGAUGAGUCUGACAGAGCUGUGUCUCAGGAAGCGCCGCAUUCUGAUGCGCAGGAAGCAAUUGAAAUUUCGGACGCUGCUGAGGUGGAACCAGUUACAGGGGAACAACAUGUAUCCUUCGAGACGGUAGACAAAGAGGCUUCCAAAGAAAAUUUAUCGGUGGUUUCAGACGUCGAGGGGAGUAAAUCGGGAGUCUCAUCCUUGGAGGACAAGCCACCGCUAUCAGAAGAAAAUUCACAUAUCGAUUCUGAAACGGCGAGGAGUGAUUCGAUGGAAAUUGAUAGAGAUGACAGCCUGCAGCAGUCAAACGGAGAUACUGUUAGAAAUGAUGGUGGAAUUACCACAGUGAGAGAGAUAAUUGAGGUGAAAGACGAACAGGAUGAGACGGCUACACCACCACUGCCAAAGCUCCAACCAAUAAAACCGAUCGAUAUAAAACGCGAGGCCCCUAGAGAGGAACUCGCUCAUUCUGUCAAAGUCGAAUCGUUGGUAGAGUCCCUAGUGAAGGAGCAGAUGCGUCACGAUGAGUCGAACCCUGAGGAAAAUGUGUCCUUAAGUUCAAACCUGAGCAAUAUCAUUACUUCCACAAUCAGCGGAUUGAUUCCGAACAUUCAAGAGGCCUUCCUUGAAAGAGAGCAAGAGGAAGAAUAUAACGAUGCUGAGGAUACAAAGGAGGAAAAAAUCGAUAAGAACAAAAUACUAAACCUGGAUGGGCUAGUGCCUCCAGCGCAUAGUUUCCUGUCCAACACUGAACGACUAAAGCAUGCUCGCAUUCCGAAACGGGUUGUUAGGAAACCGCGGAUCAAAGUUCAUAAAAGUGUCUCUCCGCCGCCUCCAGAGUAUACUUUCUUGAUACCUGGGCAGACGAAUGCUCCGAAGAGGAAAUCUUUUGUGUUGAAAAGGGCCAAGGAACUUUUGAACGCGGAUGAGAUGCUGCUUCUGAGACGGGCAAUUAACAAGGAGCGGAAGCGGAAAUGGAGGGAGGCCAACGUCGGGAAGAAUUGGGAACACGAUCUCAGAUCAAGAUUAAAGAAGCGUGCCAGCAUGUUGUUCGAAAACGGGACUGCCGAGGAGAGGGACCGCUGGAUUGAGAAGACUUUCAACGCCAAGUGUGAGGAAAACAGGCACAGUGAAUCUGAUUUCAUGGAGAGAAGCCCCGAGGCAAAUAAGCUAAAAUGCAAAGUCACGGAUAACGAAGCGUUGAACUUCAUCGCAUCGAGAGUGAACAGAAUGGACGUUGCUCGGAUGAUCGAACGCGAUCUUUGCACGGAAUUUGGAGAUUUUGACGAGACGCCGGCGACCAAGAGACAGAAACUGGAUGAUUCCUGCUCAAUGGAUAAUGGGACAUCGAACGAGGUUAUUGAUAUCAGUAUAUAA